Molecule: messenger RNA, 3442 nt
Organism: Paramormyrops kingsleyae
Lineage: Eukaryota; Metazoa; Chordata; Actinopteri; Osteoglossiformes; Mormyridae
Gene: zdhhc24
Product: zDHHC palmitoyltransferase 24
Molecular function (GO): palmitoyltransferase activity
Source: RefSeq, a predicted model, not a curated record
AUGGUGGGCGUGUGCGUUACGGAAACAGUAGCCGAAAUAAAUGCGGCUCCUUACCUACAGCCGCCAAGGAGGAAACCGGCUUAGUAGGUGAGGGUGCAAUUAGUUAUGUCUUUCGUAAUAUGUAUGGAAGUGGGUCAAGGUUUUCGUUGCGUUAACUACUUAACAUUCGUUCAAAGUUGGGUACUUAUUUAUAAUUUUUAGACGAAGGUUGUACCGCCAUAGGUUGUACCUGCUCUUGUAUUUACACGGGAGGCUGCUUUUUAUUUUAUUUUCCGGGUUCUGUUUAAGUACUCGGUAUUUGUGGUUCAGGUAGAACCGGUCUUGUGUAGCAGAUUAAUCCUUGUGGACUGUCAGUAUACGGGAAAGGAAACAUGUCAGGCUUCGUUCGCCGGGUUAGGAGUCGCUUAGAGAAAGCGUGUCAUUAUCUGCCCAUUGUAGUGAACACCGUGCUCGUGAUGUCAAUCACCGGCGAAGUUAGUUAUUUGGUGGUGGUCGAGGCACCUCGAGAAGCCGAGCAGAAGGAGAGCGAGUGGUCGGGGGUGUGGAAGGCACUCCACCUCCUGCUGCAAUACUUCAUGCUGGGGAACAUAACGUGGAAUGCCAUGCUGUUCCUGAGGACCAGCCCGAGCAUCCGCGGCGUCUUCCUCGACGGGGACAACGUGGGUCAAGGAUGGAGGUACUGCUACACCUGUGAGACGCACACCCCCCCGCGCUGCUCGCACUGCUUCGACUGCAACGUGUGCGUGCUACGCCGUGACCACCACUGCGUCUUCUUUGGCCAGUGCGUGGGCUUUCGGAACUACCGCUACUUCCUGAGCUGCCUGUUCUUCAUGUGGGCGGGCUUGCUGUACGCCGUCGUCAUGAACGCCGAGGUCUUCAUUGUCAUCCUGAAGGAGGGCGUUACCUUGCACAGUGUCAUGCUGCUCAUGGUGCCCUGGAUCAUGCUUGUGUCUGGUCAGGUGACGGCUGGGGCCUUUGCCUUCGCGUUCAUCGCAGACACGUGUGUGGUGGGCUUUCUGCUAGUGGCUGCUUUCCUCUUCUUCCACGUGGGCUUGAUGCUGCGGGGCCAGACCACUAGGGAGUGGUAUUCAAACCGUCGUCCCUACAGCCUGGGUGUGUUGGCCAACAUCCGGGAGUGCCUUGGACAGCGGUGGUACCUUUGCUGGCUCUGCCCUCUCAUCGCCUCCCCACUUCCUGGGGACGGCAUCCACUUUCAAGUCACAGGGUCUUUGGAGCCAAUCGAUUCCUCAAGGUGAUGUGAUGUGCAACUAUCUGCUGUGAAACCCCAUUGAUUUUGUCAAAGCCUUAGAAAGGAAGUAGUCCAUCUCUUCCUCUGGAGAUAACCUUCCCUUGAAGUAAAGACUGUCUCAAACUUUAUAUUUCCCUGAGUUUAAAUAUUCUGUGAUGAGCCCAGAUAUACAAAAUGCAUGGAGAAAAAAACACUGAAAAUAGAAUGCACACUAUCCUGCUUUCCAAUGCUGGAUUUUGUAUUGCGUGAUUGGCAUCAAAAUUCAAUGGAUUGUACAAAUAAAUUUAAAUUAAAUGGAUUCCACUUUUUUCACUUCAUCACCAAACAGUAUGUCUAAAAGAAAUGUUUAAUCCUAAUUUAAACUGUUUUUUUUUUCUUUUGAGUGAAAGCAAAAUGUAUAAUCAAUGGAAAAAUACUACUUUUCUUUUUUACCGUUUAAAAUCUAUUCCCUCCCCUUUACAUGAAUGUUGCCUUGUUGGCAAAAUUUAAGGCUCACUAAUAUUCCACUGGUACUGUUUAUUUUAGGAAAAAAAAAUAAAGAAACCAAUUCAUUGUUUAAACACCAACUGUUCUGAACACUGCUGUGUAUGUAUAUUAUUACAUCGUGAAUAUUAUUGUUGUUUUUUGCCCCGAUGACAUUUGUUUGAAGUGCCUGUCCCAUCAAAGCAUGCCCUUUGAACUGUUGGGGAUUUCAGAAGUUUGAUUUUGUCUGAAGAGCAGCCAACUGACCUUCUGUGCUACCUCAGUGCCACAAGUAGGGUGUGAGCUGGAAGUGAAAACAUUGUUUGUCAUUCUGUUUGUCAUUGUGUUUGUCAUUGUGUUUGUCAUUCUGUUUGCCACUGGUGUCUUCUUAAUGAGUCACUUCUCAGUCCAGUGAAUGCUGGCCAUUUUUAUGUUCAGUUAUUCUCCGGAUCUUACCCUGUCUCUUAGAUGUUCAGUGACAUAAACAGGCACCAAACUUUAACUCGAUGCCAAAUAAUAAUUUGAUUUAGUAUAAUAGCUUGUCCAGACUACUUUUGUGGUCUUACUUGGUUUCCUCUGUUUAUGUAAAAGUAUCAGUUAUAUAUCUAUAAUUACUGUGAAAGUGCAGCAAGUUUCACAAUACUCACAGCAUUUGUAUGUGGUAUUCUGUGAUACUGAAUGUGUCCAUCCUUAUCGUUUUCAAUGUUUUGAGAAUCUGCCUAUGAACUAGUUGAUUUAGUUAGCGGCUAUACAGUAGCAGAAAUUCCAAGUUUGUUCACUAGAGCCUGGCGAUCAAUACUGGCUGUGAACUAGAUCCUUGUAAAAUUUUCUUUUAGUUGAUUUGCUAGUUGUAAAAAUAAAAUUUGAUGAACAAAGUCUUAAAUUGUGAAGUCAAUAAAUAUAACCACUGGGGUAUUUUUAGUUGUUCACCAAUCCUCACUUCGGUAAUAGAAUACCGUAUUACUUCAUCAGGCGACCAGAUAUCAGUCAUUGAAGUUUAGACUAGAAUCAUUUAAACACAUUCAAAUAUGUUUCUUUUUAAACAUGCAUCAGUUCCAUAAACUGUGAUUAUAUGGCUGGUACUCGUGAUAUCAUAUUGUUACUGACGCGUAAUGUAUUUUGUCAUAUUUUGAAAGACCUAUGAUUAUUUUCAAGAUGAAUGACACCAAAGGUUACUGUUAUGUUGGAUGUAAGAACCAUUUAGCUGUUUCAGCCUUUUGCCCAGAAAUACUUUGGAUGCGCAUAUAGGCUUUUGAAGUUGUUUUAAGCAAGUUAGAUGAUAUAAAAAAAAUUUAGGAUAACAAACCCUUGUGCAGCUGCACGUUAUAGGGGUAGGCAUGAAUGUUAAGUGCAUUCUGUAAAAAAACAUUUUAAAAAACAUUUUGUAGCAGGUUAAUGAAGUAUGGGCACUAUUGGUUGUACGUCGUCAUUGUCAGCUGAAGAGUUUUUCCAUUGAAUAAUAAGUAGUUAUUGUGAUGAAGCGUUUCUGACAUUUCUUGCAGGUUUUCUUAGAAGGGAAUAGUUAUUUAUUGUCAUUGAGUCUUUGCACUAACCGCCUGUUUGCCUUAGCCCAAUGUUUUUGUUGCUUUUUACACGUAUUCUCCUCUGAUUUAUUUUCAAAGAACCGGUACCAUUAUGCGUAUCUAGUGCUCAAGCAGCUGUCUUCUGAAAUUCCCUCUAUUGAAUUGUUUCUUUGUUGUUCCCCGGAUUAUAAUAAAUGUUUUGAUACUU